Molecule: messenger RNA, 807 nt
Organism: Oncorhynchus keta (chum salmon)
Lineage: Eukaryota; Metazoa; Chordata; Actinopteri; Salmoniformes; Salmonidae
Product: unconventional myosin-IXAa-like
Exons: 2
Coding region: 1-792 (263 amino acids)
Biological process (GO): intracellular signal transduction
Cellular component (GO): myosin complex
Molecular function (GO): GTPase activator activity; ATP binding; microfilament motor activity
Source: RefSeq, a predicted model, not a curated record
AUGGCGGCCACGGCGGAGGGAUCGGUGGCGUGGGCACGCUGGGCAGGCGAGGACGCUACGAGGACUCGGAGUUCACCCUGCGCAUCUAUCCGGGCUCCUGGCCGAGGGCACCAUUUACUGCCCGUUAGCGCCCGCAAAGCACCACGGCCGCCGAGGCCAUCGAGCGCUGCCUGGAGCGCCUGCGUCUGGACCGUGACCGCUGCUACCGCUCGGCUCGGGUGGCGGGGAGGACUACCGCUUCCUGCUACGGCAGAAGAAUCUGGAUGGCUCCAUCCACUACGGCGGCAGCCUGCAGAUGUGGCUGCGUGUGACCGAGGAGCGCCGGCGCAUGACGGAGCGUGGCCUGUUGCCACAGGAGGAGGUCAGGGUGACCAUGCCGACUUGUGCUGCCUGCCGGAGCUCACCGAGCGCUCGCUGCUGGACAACCUACGCUCGCGCUUCCGCCAGGAGAGGAUUUACACCUACGUAGGCAGCAUCCUCAUCGUCAUUAACCCCUUCCAGUUCCUCCCCAUCUAUAACCCUAAGUACGUCAAGAUGUACGACAACCACGCUCUGGGAGACCUGGAGCCGCACAUCUACGCCGUGGCGGACGUGGCCUACCACGCUAUGCUGCAGCGGCGGAGGAACCAGUGCAUCGUCAUCUCUGGAGAGAGCGGCUCGGGAAAGACCCAGAGCACCAACUUCCUGAUUCACCACCUGACCGCCCUCAGCCAGAAGGGAUUUGCCAGCGGGGUGGAGCAGAUCAUUCUGGGGGCGGGGCCAGUGUUGGAGGUAAGGACACCCAUGCAAUAAAAAUCCUUUGAAUUU